Messenger RNA from Candida tropicalis MYA-3404, 831 nucleotides. Its product is annotated as dolichyl-diphosphooligosaccharide-protein glycotransferase. Lineage: Eukaryota; Fungi; Ascomycota; Pichiomycetes; Serinales; Debaryomycetaceae. The transcript has a single exon. Gene Ontology annotation, biological process: protein N-linked glycosylation. Gene Ontology annotation, cellular component: membrane; oligosaccharyltransferase complex. Bases 1 to 831 code for a protein of 276 amino acids. The record is from RefSeq and is a predicted model, not a curated record.
AUGAAGUAUUCCGUAUUCAUUGGUUUGUUAAGUUUAUUUACAUUUCUGUUAGCUUUUUCUGAUUUGACUGGUACAAUUAAACUCAAUGGUAGGAAAAUCACUUUUGGCGAAAUCAACACCCAAGAAGUUAAACAGUUAUCAAUUGAAUCACCAAAAGAUGUUCUCGAAAUUAAAUUGAAGAGUAAAGAUGUCGAUGGCAAACCCGAACAAAUUUGGGUUAGCUUAGCUGAUGCUGAUGAUCAAAGUAUUGUAAAACAUUAUGUUCCUACUGUUAAGAAAUCUGAUAUCACUGCUAACAUCAAAGCAUCAACACUUCCAGAUGUUUUGAAAUCAAAAGAUAAAUUGGUUUUAAGUAUUGUAAUUGCUGAUUCCAAGUCUAAAGAUAACUUAUUGAGAAGAUUGGUAGAAAUUUUGCCAAGUGAAGAAUUCCAAGCCACUAGUAAAUAUCAACAAAAGCCUAGAAUUGGUAUUCAACCAGAAAUCCAUCACGUUUUCAGAGGAGAUGAAAAAACUGUUAAUCCACUUAUUCCGGUUGUUUUUAUUGGUAUUGCUCUCACUUUAUUUGUUGGAUUAGUAGGUGCCUGGUUUGGUUUCAUUGGUGUUAACAAUUUGUUCAGAACUUUCAAAACUAUUACAACGACACAAUUGUUAUAUAAUGUCAGCUUUUUAAUUUCCCUUGUUGGUUUUGAAUUGAACUUCUAUAAAUACUAUUUGGGUCAAUCAAUUUUCACAACUUUGUUUUACGGAUUCAUUUUAAGUAUUCCAUGUGUUUAUUUUGGUGUUAGUGUUUUGAGAAGUUUAGCUACAAAUCGUGCUUUGGGUAAGCAAUAA